Klebsormidium nitens is the source of this 3011-nucleotide messenger RNA. The record is from the annotation of a GenBank genome assembly. NCBI's taxonomy places the organism in Eukaryota, Viridiplantae, Streptophyta, Klebsormidiophyceae, Klebsormidiales, Klebsormidiaceae.
CACUACGGGUCAUGCCGCGUGCGGGGUAAAAAGGGUGUAUAAUUCCUCGUAAGUCGAGGUCGUCGCCGCCUCCCAGGGGCCGCCGUGCGGUUUGGCACCCGCGCUCCGGCGACCAUCGCCAGGUAUAGGAGUCCCACGUCUCCAGCUGAUGAGCGUGGUGUCCUCAGAUUGUUCAUCCUUUUUUUACUAGUGACCAGCUCACUGCAGCCUGACUGCGGUAAAUUGCAAUCUGUGCAAGGCGGCACAAUUCUUCAUGGGCGGCUUAUCUGCUUCAGACUUCUAAGUUUUGCUGCUUCAUUGCGGCCGUGGGAUACAGAGUGCUAGGACCUAUUGGUGGCCGUCUGAAAGAUCUUCACGCGAUGCGCUUAAGAUAGAAGUUUAGAGCAAGCCCCUCCGCAAAUGCACAGCAGACUGCCAUUCUGGACGGGGUUGAAAUUUGCAACCGAAAGAGGGAGAGCAACUGGAAAUUGGAGAAGUUGUUCACAUUGCGCCAGUCCAUCUUUUUGACACUGACGUGAUUGAAUUUGCUGCCCUUGACAUCGAGACACAGCAUGGGCACCCCGGCGCAAGAGUCUGACAACUUUGUUGUGCAGCUGGGGGCUGCUGAAGGAGCUGAGGAAGUUAGUUUGUUGGAGCCUGUUCCCCCGGAUCGCCAGCUGAUUCUGUCUUUUCAACAGAUCAAUGGCCAUGUGCCAGUGUUGUCUAUUGGCAACCAGCGGGGCCUGGUGGAGAAACUGUUCAAGCGGAAGAAGCUGCAGGAUGAGGAAAAGGCAGUGAAGAAGCCUCAGGCGAGACAGAUCAUGCACGACUUGACUGGGGAAUGCAGGCCGGGAGAAGUUCUCGCCCUCAUGGGUCCGUCUGGAUCCUCAAAAACCUCGCUGCUGUCUGUGUUGGGGGGGCGCACUCCUAGCUCGUUGACAAUGACUGGAGAGGUACUGUACAACGGCGAAAAGCUGACCAAGAAGUCGAAGAGGAACAUCGGCUAUGUCCUUCAGGACGAUGUUCUAUACGAGAGCCUGACUGUCCACGAGACGCUGUACUACGCGGCCAUGCUCCGCCUGCCUCAGGACAUGAGCAAGGCUCAGAAACUAGACCGGGUUGACAAAACAAUCACUGCGCUGGGGCUCAAAAAGUGCCAGAACACGAUAAUUGGGGGCUUCUUCCACAAGGGCAUCUCCGGUGGCGAGCGGAAGCGCGUCUCGGUCGGUCACGAGUUGCUGAUGAACCCGAGUUGUUUGUUGUUGGACGAGCCGACGUCCGGCCUGGACAGCACGACCGCGAUGCACCUGGUGGUGACGCUGCGCCAGCUGGCACUCGGGGGCCGCGCCGUGGUGACGACCAUCCACCAGCCGUCGUCGCGCCUCUACCAGCAGCUGGACAAGCUGCUGCUGCUCAGCGAGGGCCACUGCAUGUACUACGGCGAGGGCCAGAAGGCCGCGGAGUGGUUCGAGAAGCUGGGCUACAAGAUGCCGUACGGGAUCAACACCGCCGACUUCAUCCUCGACCUCGCGUCGGGUGACGUGGCCACGCACAAGCUGAAGGGCGAGGGGACACGUCAGCACCUCAUCCAGUGCGCGGAAAAGUACCUGGGUGCGAACCCGGGGGGUUUCCGGAGGGACGGAAAGGAACUGACCGAGAAGACGAUGGGGCGGGAACUUUGGGCGGCCGCACAGAGCCGCUUGCAUCUGUACGAUUCUCAGAAGGGCAGCUUCUCUGACUCCCCCCGCGCCUCCAUGGACGUCGAACAAGGCUCCAUGAACGCCGCGCCAAGCGGGAGCGGCAGGGCGGGCGGGUCGCUGAAGGCGGGCCCCCGGUGGGGCGCGCCCUACUGGCUGCAGUUUCGCAUCCUGCUGCAGCGCUCGUUCAAGGUGCGCCGCUUCGAGAGCCUCAGCAAGUGGGACUUCGGGCAGUAUAUCACCGUUGGGCUGCUUGCAGGCCUCUUCUGGCUGCAAAAGGGCCAGAACCCGACGGUCGCGGACGCCCAGAACCUUCGCGGGCUGCUCUUCUUCGAGAUGAUGUUCCUGUCCAUACGGUCCAUGAUCGGCGCGCUGCUGACGUUCAGCAGCGUCUUUAAGAUGGUGGUCAAGGAGCGCGCGAGCGGGAUGUACCACCUGAGCGCGUUCUUCUUCGCGCGCAUGGCGUCGGACCUGCCCGUCGACAGCACGCUGCCCACCAUCUUCAUUGCAAUCAUCUACUUCAUGGCUGGGCUUAGGUACGACGCGUGGUCGUUCUUCGCCAACUGGGCGUCCGUGAUCCUGGUCAUGCUGACCGCGCAGUCGCUGGGCCUGCUCGUCGGCGCGCUCGUGACCAACCCCAAGAUCGGGCAGACCAUCGUCUCCGUUGUGGCGCUCAGCAUGGUGCUGGUCGCCGGCUUCUUCGUGCAAGGCAUCCACGCGUGGAUCGCGUGGCUCAAGUACUUCUCGUUCAUCUACUACGGCUACAACUUGCUGCAAAAGAUCCAGUUCCAUGACACGCCGCUCUACGACUGCGGAGCCGCUGGUGCGGUCUCCAGCCCGCAGAACCACCCCGACAUCUGCACGCGCCUCGAGGAUCCCUCAGCCGCGCUGAACCUGCAGAGAGAUGCGAACGAGUGGCCUUGGGAGCCGUUGGUGCUCAUCGGUUGGAUGGUGCUGUAUCGGUUGUUCGUUUACCUGGCCCUCCGGAAAAGGACGAAGAGCAAAGUGCGAUAGUUGUGAAGAUGGGGGCUUCCAAGGGUGUAGCCUUACAGCGAAAAUAAGCUUCGGUCGUCACUCCUGCUACGCAAGCUCCUGGUAUCGGAGCCUUAAUCCUAUCUUUUGCACUAGCAUUCUAACACGAGUGUUGGUUGUGUACAGUAUGUUAGCACGCUCGAUUAAACCCACGUUUUCCCGCGGACUUAGCGUGUUUGAUACACUUUUGUGCCCUUUGCGGUGAACCUGAAAGCAUGGGACGCGGACCAGUUGUACGGAGGAAGGAUUUGCUAAACUUUGUGUACAAAAAUAUUGUCGCUAGCUUAAAGCUUUUGAAUCUGC